Tachysurus vachellii is the source of this 2449-nucleotide messenger RNA. It is a transcript of the gene ramp1, whose product is annotated as receptor activity modifying protein 1. Gene Ontology annotation, molecular function: coreceptor activity. Bases 360 to 812 code for a protein of 150 amino acids. NCBI's taxonomy places the organism in Eukaryota, Metazoa, Chordata, Actinopteri, Siluriformes, Bagridae. The transcript is spliced from 3 exons. Gene Ontology annotation, biological process: regulation of G protein-coupled receptor signaling pathway; intracellular protein transport; protein localization to plasma membrane. The record is from RefSeq and is a predicted model, not a curated record. Gene Ontology annotation, cellular component: signaling receptor complex; cell surface; membrane.
CACAGAGCUCCGGUGACUGAUUCCCCACCACACACCACACACACCACACACUACACACUCGCUCCCCGACGCUUCUGGAUGUAAUUUGUUUCUUUGUGUGUUUAAAAAGCCAAAUGUGGCUGAUUUAAGGUCCGAAUGUGAUUCUGUGUUUGUUCUGUGUGUCUGUCGGUCUGUCGGUCUGUCGGUGUUCUUUAGAACUGCAAGUCCGUUAUUAUCAGUGAAAAGUGAACCGCUCUGAAUCUCCUCAUUUAUCUCCACAAACAUGGUUUAUGUCAGCGGUACAAACACAAACGGCGAAUAACGAACAACUCGAACAGAGACAAAGACAAACUUCAUCAUCGGUGUGAAAAUAUCGGUUUAUGAUGAGAACCAGUGGCGUUUUACCUGCCAGGAGACAUGCAGCUGUUUGUGUUAUACUGGCGAGUCUCUCUGCAGUAGCGAUGGCUUGUAACAGCUAUUAUGAGGAUGCUAUCAAGGAGUUGUGCCUGGCUAAGUUCAAGGAGGACAUGGAAGCUCUGGACCAGGGCCAUUGGUGCAGCUGGGAGGACACAGUAGAGUCCUAUGGAGAGCUGACAAACUGUACUUUCCUGGUGGCCUGGAAGAUGAACUGUUUCUGGCCCAAUAGGCUUGUGGACGAGUUCUUCAUCAGUGUGCACAGACACUACUUCCAUAACUGCUCGCCCACAGGACGCCUGCCUCACGAUCCACCCAACAGGAUCUUAGGGCCCUUCAUCAUAGUGCCCAUUGUGGUCACUCUGCUCAUGACAGCCCUGGUGGUGUGGAGGAGUAAACGCAAUGAAGGCAUUGUGUAACACAUCAUCCUGCUCCGCUGACCCUCUAAAGCACCGAGGCUCAAGUUACCGAAACCCAGAGAACACGUACCAUGCUGCUGAAACAGGGAGAUGUUCAACUAUUGACUUGUAGCUCAACAAAUAGCUAAAGAACGGAGCAGCCUGCUGUCUACACACACACACACACACACACACACACACACACACACACACACACACAAAUGACCUGAAAAAAACUUUAAAAUAUUUAAUAUACAGACAAACCUUCAUUACAUAGACUUCCGUCGUAUAUCUUCACGGCCCUGGAUGAUCUUGAUGAUGAUGAUGAUGAUCCUUUUCAUCACAGCACCUCGACAAGCAGAGCCGACCUGCUGAAUAAACCUAACUCAUGAACAGAUAAACCACAGAUAGAAGUAGAUCACUGUUCUUAUCAUUAUCUGUGAACACUGGACUCCACAGCUUUCUCUUUUUUCUUCGCCCUUCAAUCGUUCUCAUGCUGUGCAUCGUGUCAAAUCCUGAUAAUAUUUAGUUUAGCUGAUCGGAUGAAUGGGUCGAUUUUCCAAAAGGAACGAACCACAUGAAUUAUUAUUAUUAUCAUACUGUUUCGAUGGCAGUGAAUUUUUGAUUUUAUUGACGAAUAAACAUUUGAGGUGAAGUCUUAAAAUUCCCGGGGUCUCAUUACACAAGGCAUGUUGGAUGUAAAGGAUGCUGAAUGUUUGUUUGGAGUAAAGUUUGUAAAGCUGGAGAAAACCGUCGUUAUCCUGAUGGCUGAACAUCUUGAACCGAACAUGUGGAGGUUUUAAAAGGAUGUAUUUUAGCUUAGUGUUUCUGCAGUAGAGAAUUUGCUCUUGUUGCUGGAAGGCGUUGAGCUUUAAUCCCAGGAGUCUAACCCCAGAGCAAGACACUUACUGUAGCAUGCAGCUGAAUGCUUUGCUUGUAUUUUGCCCCAAUUGUAAAUCACUUUGGAUAUGAAAGUGUAAGAAAAGUUUAUAGUAGACAGUUAGUCUGUAAAUAAGGUUGUAAUUAUAAGCCAUUUAAGAAGCUCCUGAGUUCACAACAGCACCACAGUAGAGGGCUGCAUUGGGAUUGGGCUCCCGCGGGACCCAACGCAAAUCUCGCGGGAGCGGGCGGUUUCACCUUUGCCCCGGUGGCGUGUAGCCUAAUAAUAAGAAUGGUGUCAACACGUGACAUUGAGAAGAAGAUUAAAGCAGCUGUUUGCUUGACAAAAGCAAAGCAAGGCAAGUGAGACAUCUGGACACAAUUCUCAAUUGUCACUGAAAAAAAUGGGAAACUUCGUAAGUUGCAAUAAAUGUGAAAAUGUGUUAAUUUACAACGGACAUAAAUCUGGCACGUCUGGCCUCAGGCGACAAACCUGCACAGUUCUCAUUGGUCAAAGCAAGCUCUCAUUCUCCAAAAAUGUGUCGCACUUUGCUGUAAAGAUAUUAGACCGUAUGACAUUGUUGCCGGGAAUGGCUUUGUUGACAUAGUUCGGCACCUUGUUAACGUAGCCGAUAAAUUUGGUACAUUUGAUGUGAGAGAUGCGCUGCCACAUCCAACCACCGUGUCUCGACAUAUUGAGGAAAAAGCACAGUUGUUAACAGUUAAUCAUUUGGUCUGUGUAUCAUGCAGUACGUUUAAAAAAUGAGGUGCCGCUAGUU